UCAACAAAGAAAAGGACGAGUCCCUGCGUGCCCCUCUUCCCUCCAAUCACGUUCCGCCAAUCAAUUGCGCCUCGGUUCACCGCUUGCUGCAUCGUGUGUGUAACAGUGUAAGACCAGCAAGAGCCGUGUGAGCCGCGUGAGCCUGUGUCCCAGACUCCCAGGAAAGCCAUUCACGAUGUUGAACAACUUCAAGGCGACACGUCCCGUGUGGUGUCCUGUGGACAUGCACACUCCAAUCAGCUUUCAACUGCGCCAACGAGUUUUAGACCGUUGUGCCGAUUAUGGAACCUACGCCAGCAUGGUUAAGGACCAGACCACCAUAGCCAAAUGGCGCGAAGAGGAUUUUCAAGUUGGAAGCAAAAGGCCUAAUUGGUUCAAGAACAUCAACCCCACCUACAUGGCAGACGGGGAGCUAGCGACGGAGUUAAAAAUGGCAGGCAAAGAGUGCAGCAGACUGAGAAAAGCAAAUCUGAUUAAUGUCUUCCGUGAGGAAAUCCAAGAGGUAGAAGCUGAGCUGAAGCAGAAGGGAUUUGCUAUCGAGAAAGAUACAUAACGAUGAGUAGAGUGCAAAAUAAAAACCUUACAAAAAAAGAAGGAAAAAAAAAAAAGAAGCAGGUCGGUACAUUGGAGCUGGGAUGGGGGUCAACUUGGUCAAGGCCCAAGGGGCCAGAUGUGCAACGGGAGUGCAACGGGAAUGCUACCCUCUUCCUCCCGUUGCCCCCAUUACCCCCAACAUGAGGCACCCUGAUACUGAAUGUAGACAAGCUAUAUCUGUCCGGUUCCAUACAGCCAGAAUCAG
Molecule: messenger RNA, 799 nt
Organism: Chara braunii
Lineage: Eukaryota; Viridiplantae; Streptophyta; Charophyceae; Charales; Characeae
Source: the annotation of a GenBank genome assembly